Molecule: messenger RNA, 3738 nt
Organism: Myxozyma melibiosi
Lineage: Eukaryota; Fungi; Ascomycota; Lipomycetes; Lipomycetales; Lipomycetaceae
Exons: 4
Coding region: 1-3738 (1245 amino acids)
Biological process (GO): nuclear pore organization; protein import into nucleus
Cellular component (GO): nuclear pore transmembrane ring
Molecular function (GO): structural constituent of nuclear pore
Source: RefSeq, a predicted model, not a curated record
AUGUAUCCGCCGCUGAUCUCGGAGCAGUACAUCGACGCGGGCUCGCAGCGACUGUACGCGAUUGGCAUCUUUGUCUUGAUUCAGGCGGUCAAGCUUUACGAGCUGUUUCAGAUCCAUUAUGAAAAUAAGCUGGACAUGGAACUUGCUUUUGCAUUCAAGUAUAUGGUCAUCGAGGGUCUUUACUUAUUCCUCCUCCCUGUUUUCCGCAUUCCAUGGCUCACAUUCACACCUGCCACAACUGUAAUCCUGAUAAUCGGCUGCUCGAUAACGACAAUCGCGCUCUCAGCAGCCUCGACCUUCCCUCUCGCUGCCACGCUCUCGGCAAUCGGUCGAGCGCUCUACGACCGUGAACUUUCAAUAACCGAGCAUCGCGUGCGAGCAAAGGACGUCGUCCAUGGAUCGGAUCAUAUCUCCGGUCGCCAUGUUGUGCAUAUCUUGCCCGAGAGCACUGCGAAGCUGAACCCCUACGGCGAUGUCUUUUGUCUUGACAGGACGACGUCCACGCCCGCGUACGUCCCCAUGAGGUUAAACGCCACCGAACCUGGCGCGGUGCAGCUCUACCACGUCAACUUUGACGAUUCGAGCUACGAGCUCCUUAACUUUACGAAGCGCGAGCUGCGGAAGUGGACCGAGUUUGUCAGCUCCGAGUCUGUCGGGUCCGCAGAGGCGGGAGCAAGGGCGCAAAAUUCAAAGAUUUAUGACAUUAAACUGCCGCUUUCAAAACCAGGUUUGUAUCGGCUGGCAAAAGUCUCUGACACUGCCAAUCUUAACGUCAAGAUCCAUCCUGCGGACGUGGUGCUCUCGUACUGUCCUUCUGCUGCCAUUCGUGGCGGCACGUCGCCGAGCAACUCGGCUGGAUUGGCGCAGGACAGAUGUAUCGGUGCGCUCGAGACGCCAGAGCUGGUUAUCGACGGAGUACCGCCGUUGCGUAUCAAGUACAGCCGGUCGAUCCAGGGCCGCGACUUGAUGUUCGCCGUGCAGAGUAUCCAGCCGGAUAGAUUUUCGUCGCCGCUGUUGCAAGGACGACUACCCCGGGAUGGAAAAGUGUGGCACGCGGGCGAGACCCUCGAGUGGGCGAAUGCGGAGAAAGUGAAAAUUUCGCUUGAUACUGCUUUGAAUCAGGUUGGUCGCUGGGCGUAUAUGAUUGAUGAGGUUGAAGACGGGCUGGGCAACCUUGUGAAUUACAGCAAGAUCUUUGAGAAUAAGGAUCGCGAAGAGUCGCCGCUGCUUGCAAAGAAGGGUCUUAAUUACGGAUUCUUGGUUCAUCCGAGACCUUCCAUCCGAUACGUUUCCUGCGACCCUGAGAAGCCUGUCAAUCUCGCAAAGGGCAAGGCAGCAAAUGUGCCACUGCAACUGAGCGGGACGUUAGAUGAAGGUCCGUAUCAGGUACUACUCCAGUACCAGCCACUUGACGAGUCAGACGAAGACGGCGACACCGGCAAAGUAGUUGCAGCUCCUCGACAGCUCGAGUUGAAUAUGCGAAACGGCAUGGAGCGACUUCGCAUCGACAAGCCGGGAACGUACACGAUCCAGAGCGUCAAAGGCAAGUUCUGCGACGGCGACGUGCUCGAGUCUGCAUCGUGUCUUGCGCUCACGCCGGCGGAGCCGACUGUGUCGGUCAAGUUUGAGGAUAUCGAAGACAAGUGCGUGGGGUCGAUCGGAGUCACGGCCGAUCUGACGCUGACGGGCACGCCGCCGUUCAGGUUGCAGUACCAGGUGAUCACCAACCGUCAGCACGUCAAGACUGAAUACCUUACGAUUGAAAACACGCGUCAUCAGCUCCAAUUCAGACCGGAGAAGGCAGGCCACUACACGUACGAGUUUUACAUGCUGAGCGACAAUCUCUACCAAAACAUCCAGCUCGACCGGAGCCAGUUCCGGACCGAGCAGACGGUGAAGGUGCUCGCGACCGCCGGGUUCGCGCCCAGAUCGCUGAGCUCGCGGUGCUGCACCGGCGACUCUGCCGAGCUGGACGUCGAUCUGCACGGAACGGGCCCGUUCACGCUGACGUACGAGACCGUGCACGGCAACAAGCGCACGCAGCAUGUGAUCCCCGAUAUCACGGGAGAGCGGUACAGACUGACGACGCCGCCGCUGACAAAGGGAGGCACGUACGUGGUCGCGCUGUUGUCGGUCGAGGACGGGAAUGGCUGUCGCCGGGCGCUGAGCGAGGCAGAUGCGCAUGUCGAAGUGCGGAGACAGCGGCCGGCGGCGCAGUUUGGUGCGAUUGACGGGCGGAUGAAUGUGAAGGGUUUGAUGGGUCAGAAGGUCCAGAUUCCGCUGAGACUGACUGGUGAAGCUCCGUGGUCGAUAACUUAUGUGCACAAGAACGCGAGCGGAGGAGCUGAAUCCUCGACAACAGUGAUGAAGCACCGACCGAACGGCGAGUACAUUACAGUGUCAGACGAGGGCCUGUAUGAGAUCACGGACGUGCGCGACGCGUACUGUCCCGGCGACUCGACAGCGUCGUCAAAGUCCGCGUUCGAAGUAAGCUGGUUCGACCGCCCGAGUCUGGAGUUGGUAGCCAGCGAGCGGCUGGCGUUUAAAGAGGCGAGGUAUGCGGUGAGCAAGGACGUGUGCGAAGGCGAGGAAGACGCGCUCGAGAUUGCGCUGUACGGAGCGCCGCCGUUUUCGGUGCUGUAUGAGCGGGAGUACAUUCCCAGUCCUGGCGAGUCCGGAUCGUCGUCGUCGCUGCUGUCGACAACGUCGGGGUCGAAGCCGGUGAAGUUUGAUUUGCAGGCGGCGACAAAGUACGCGAAUAUUCAGAUGGAGACGUCAAAGUAUGGUAGGUAUCGGUACACGCUGCGAGGGGUGUCUGAUUCUGUGUAUGAAGACAAGAGUUUGCUUGCGGCGUUUGAGCCCGUGGUUGUGGAGCAGACAGUGCACCGGCGGCCCGAGGCGUCGUUUGUGAAUCCAGGCACGACGUACCGCAGCUGCUGGAAGGCGGAGGUGGAAGACAGCUCGAUUGAGCCGAUCAAGCUGCGGUUCAGCGGAGUGGCGCCGUUUGCGGUGACGCUGGAGGUUAAGCAUGAGAACGAAGGGCAGAGCGAGACGGUGACGAUCUCGAACAUUCGCGAGAAGGUGUAUAGUCUGCGGUCGAUCUACGCGGGGCUGGGGCUGGGCAAGCAUGUAAUUACGAUUGCGCAUGUCCGAGACGGACGGGGAUGCACUCGUAGCAAGCAAGAGCAUGUGACGGUGAUGGUUGCGGAUGUGGCGACGAUUGUUGCGAGUUCGCCGCGGGAGGAUUACUGUGUUGGCGAGCGGGUGUCGUUUGUGCUUACGGGGGUGCCGCCGUUCGAGGUCGAGUACGAGUUCAACGGCAAGCGGCAGCGGGCGACGACGCACUCUCCGUUCUCGCGGCUGGCGUCGAGCGCGGGGAAUUUCACAAUCACGAGCGUGAAGGACAGCGCGUCGACGUGCAAGGUGAAUCUGAGCGAGAAGCUGACAAAGGUGAUUCACGAGGUGCCGACGGUGAAGGUGAGCGAGGGCACGUCGAUUGUGUCGGAUAUCCACGAGGGCGAUCGGGCGGAGAUUGUGUUUACGCUGGAGGGGGCGGCGCCGUUUGCGUUUACGUAUACGCGGAGUGAGCGGGCGGGACAUAAUAAGUACCGGGUUGUGGAGACGCAUACGGUGACGGAUGUGUAUGAGGACUCGUACAGUAUAUUCACGUCGAUGGAGGGAGUGUAUGAAGCGAUUUCGAUCGAGGAUCGGUAUUGCCGGGCGCGGAUUGGUAGUUGA